Molecule: messenger RNA, 871 nt
Organism: Papilio polytes (common Mormon)
Lineage: Eukaryota; Metazoa; Arthropoda; Insecta; Lepidoptera; Papilionidae
Gene: KdelR
Product: ER lumen protein-retaining receptor
Exons: 5
Coding region: 100-738 (212 amino acids)
Biological process (GO): protein retention in ER lumen; endoplasmic reticulum to Golgi vesicle-mediated transport
Cellular component (GO): membrane; endoplasmic reticulum; cis-Golgi network
Molecular function (GO): ER lumen protein retrieval receptor activity
Source: RefSeq, a predicted model, not a curated record
GGUGUCAUUCAGCCACGUCAUUUUUGGUUGAAUGAGAAGAUUGUUAUAGGCGUUCAGUAUACGCGGCAUUUAACAUAAGUUUUCCUUUAAAUAGUCAUCAUGAAUAUUUUCCGCUUACUCGCCGAUUUAUCCCACCUCCUAGCUAUUAUAAUAUUGUUAAUAAAAAUAUGGAAAACAAGAUCUUGUGCAGGAAUAUCUGGAAAAUCGCAAAUCCUAUUUGCUAUAGUUUACACGUCGCGGUAUUUGGAUUUGUUAACGACAUUUGUGUCUGCCUAUAACACUAUAAUGAAAAUAGUUUUCGUCGUGGCUUCCUAUGCUACGGUUUAUUUGAUGUAUGUGAAAUUUAAAGCUACCUAUGACCAUAAUCACGAUACAUUCAGGAUUGAAUUCUUGCUUAUACCUUCUGCUAUUCUUGCAUUGCUGAUCAACCGCGAGUUUACAGUACUUGAGGUUCUGUGGACAUUUUCUAUUUACUUGGAGUCGGUUGCGAUAUUGCCGCAAUUAUUUUUGGUAUCAAAGACUGGAGAAGCUGAAAGUAUUACAUCUCAUUAUCUAUUUGCUCUCGGCUCAUACAGAGGCCUUUAUCUCUUGAACUGGAUAUAUCGCUACUUUGUUGAGGACCACUAUGAAUUGAUUGCUAUUGUAGCUGGUGUCAUACAGACAGUUCUUUACUGUGAUUUCUUCUACUUGUACAUUACAAAAGUAUUAAAAGGAAAGAAGCUACAGUUGCCAGCUUAGACACAAGCCAGCGGAACCAACAUUUAAUUUAUUAUGUUGGUUAAGUUGAGAAUACAACCUAAGAUCUUAGCUGUACAAUUAUUGUGUGGGUAAUUUGUGAAUGCAUUAUUAAAAACAGUUGUUUGUGGUUAAA